Molecule: messenger RNA, 826 nt
Organism: Fulmarus glacialis (Northern fulmar)
Lineage: Eukaryota; Metazoa; Chordata; Aves; Procellariiformes; Procellariidae
Gene: NPRL2
Product: nitrogen permease regulator-like 2 (S. cerevisiae)
Exons: 7
Biological process (GO): positive regulation of autophagy; cellular response to amino acid starvation; negative regulation of TORC1 signaling
Cellular component (GO): GATOR1 complex; vacuolar membrane
Molecular function (GO): GTPase activator activity
Source: RefSeq, a predicted model, not a curated record
GACGGCUAUGGAGAAGAAGCUGAUUGGCUGCCCCGUGUGUAUCGAGCACAAGAAGUACAGCCGAAACGCUCUUCUCUUCAACCUGGGCUUUGUAUGCGAUGCCAGAGCCAAGGCCUGUGCGCUUGAGCCCAUAGUGAAGAAGCUGGCUGGCUACCUCACCACCCUCGAGCUGGAAAGCGGCUUCAUCUCCAAUGAGGAGAGUAAACAGAAGCUGGUUCCCAUCAUGACCAUCCUGCUGGAGGAGCUGAAUGCCAAAGGAAAGUGCACCCUGCCCAUAGAUGAGUCGAACACCAUCCACCUGAAGGUGAUCGAGCAGCGCCCGGACCCCCCCAUCGUGCAGGAGUAUGAUGUCCCCGUCUUCACCCAAGACAAAGACGACUUCUUCAACUCCCAGUGGGAUCUCACCACGCAGCAGAUCCUGCCCUACAUCGAUGGCUUUCGGCACGUCCAGAAGAUUUCCGCAGAAGCCGACGUGGAGCUGAACUUGGUGCGCAUUGCUGUGCAAAACCUGCUGUACUACGGGGUCGUCACGCUUGUCUCCAUACUCCAGUAUUCCAACGUCUACUGCACCACGCCGAAGGUCCAGGACCUGGUGGAUGACAAGUGUCUACAGGAAGAGUGUCUGUCCUACGUGACCAAACAAGGUAUGCGAGCCAGCCUCAGGGACGUCUUCCAGUUGUACUGCGGGCUGAGCCCUGGCACGACGGUGCGAGACCUCAUCUCCCGCUACACCCUGCAGCUCCAGAGGGUGGACGAGAGGUCAGAGCCAGCACCCUCCUGCUCGGUCCCCGAGGGCGGCGGUGACACCAGGGAUGGCGGGGCGAGC